AUGGAAGCAAACGACCAGAAUGGAAGUUGUUCUAGUAAGAAAAUAGCUAUGCUCGACGAUUUAGGAAACAUUCCAAAAAAUCAAACUGGACUUACAAUUCUAGAGGAAAAAGUUCAAUAUCUUAUCAAAAAUUUAACUUUACCGAAAAAUUUAUACAACUUAAAGCUACUUUUUGAAGAUUCGCAAAAUGAAUUUUCACCUCAAAUCUUAAUAAAUUCAUUAGUUACUUUAUCCGACCCCAAUCCAUUCAAUUUUUAUUCAAAAGAUAGUGUAGCCAGGUUAGAAUUACAUAUACGUACAUGGGUAAUUGUUUUAGAAAGGAUAUGUUUCUACCCAAUACGUCUUAGUAGAGAACUUCGUGAAAAUGUUUAUAAUUCAUUGGCAAAAUUUGCAGAAAUACAUCGAAAGACAACACAAGUGGUAGAAGAUGGUUUAGAAAACGUUUUUAAGCCUAAAUCUAAUCAAUUUUCUCAACAAAAAUAUUUGGAUCAAAAUGAAAAUACAGUUAGAAAAAGAAAUUAUAAUAUUGAUUUUUUGUUAAUUCAUUUGCGUGAUACAUUACAUAGUUUACGUGAUGAUGAAACUUGGUUCCAAGAAUUAAUACGAAGAGUAAAAGACAUACUUAAAGCUGCCAUAGGUGUAACUCCGGGAAUUUUAUCAAAGGUUGCAUCCGGAGUUCCUUGUCCUAAUGAUAGUAGUUCGAUAUUAACAAUGGUUACACAAUUACGCCAAGGCUUAUGUUUUAAACAUCCAAUAGCACGUUAUUAUUUUGAUUGGAGGACUUUGUUAAUAAUUCAACAUGAUAUUGAUAAGAUAAUUAGUAAAAAAUUUGGAGAAAAGAUCAUAAUGGAAUAUCUUUGGAAUUAUUUAGAAGAAGAACAGAAUAGUGUUGAUCAAACUUUUUUAGACUCUCAAAUAAAAUUUGAUGAAAUAUCGAGUAAAAUUUUUAAGGCAUUAAAAAUUACUGGAGGUUUAUUAAAUGAUCUUGCUGGGAAUGAACCUCUUGCUUUACCUCAUACUUUAUGGUUCGGAAUAUUGGAUCUUGCGCAUAAUCUUAUCAAAAAAUCUAAUCAGACGGGUACACAUGGGCUUUGCUAUUAUUUAGCAAUUAAAUCAUUUCACGAUUCGCCUAGUAGUUUCAUUCAAUUUAAAGCAAUUGAGAUUUUAAUACACUUAUACAAUAUUAAUAAUGAAAUAUUUUCGAUUAUAGAAGCUGAUUUUGAUCAAUAUUCUCAAAAUCUAAGUGAAAAUGCUUCAACUGAUUCUUUAGAAAGGUUUAAAAGCUUAUUAAAAUUUACUAAAGAGAAAUUCAAAGAAGAUCUUAAAAUUAUAAAUGAUGAUAUUGGAAAAGGAAAGGGAAAAGUCAAAUUAAAAUCUUCAGAUCAAAGUGUAUAUUUAAAAGAUGAGCACAUUUCCAACUCGAGCAAUGUUUUAGAUGUUAUUGCAGAUGAGAUGACUUGUUCAAUUGGACACGAACCAACUAAUCAAAUAUGCGUUUUAAAGUGUCAACAUAUAUUGUCAUUGAGUAAUUUCAAUAAGUUAAAGCAAAGUAAAUGUCCUGAAUGUCGAGAAAUUAUUAAAGAUAACGAAGUCAGAUAUUUAUCACAAAAUGCUAUUUAUAGGAACUUAUAUCCACAUUUUCAUGAAGCUGGAUAUAAUUUGACAUCAAUGGAAACAGAAAAUUUAGAGACUCAUAAUUGUGAUUCUAGUGAUUCUAGUGAUUCUGAUGAUUUUAUAUUGGCUAAAAAAGCGAAUAUUAACAAAAUAUUUAAAAUUAGUACAAACAUAUCAUUACGAUCAAUCUUUCAAAUUAGAUUAUCAAAAAAACAAUAUCCAGCAUAUCAAAAUGCCAUGAAAGAGCUAACCGAAAAAAGUUACGAAAAAGCUGAAUAUUGGUGUAAAGAAUUUUUAAAAGAUUUUCCAAAAAGUUAUUCUAUGAGAUGUAUUUUGGCAUAUACUUAUAGAAUUCUCAACAAUUAUGAACAAGCAUGUUUUUAUUUAAAUGAAGCUAUUAACUUAAAUGAAAGAAAUUUAAUUGCUUGGUGCAUUCGUGGAGAAAUACAUUACAGACAAAAAAAUUAUGAUGAUGUAAUAAAUGACUUGAAUUCUUUAAUUAAAAUUGAUAAAACAAAAAUAAAGAAUUUAAAUAUCAUACUCGGAAACAGUUACCUUUUCCAAGGAAUAAAAGAUCAAGAAAGAGGUUAUAAUUCAAUAUAUAAUUAUAACUAUGCAUUGGAAAGUUUUAAUAUUGCAUUAAAGCAUGAUCCAUAUAAUUAUCUAUGCCUUAAGCAUAGUGCAUUUAUUUAUGAGGAGCAAGAAAACUUUUCGAGUGCUUUAGAAAUGUUGAGUAUAUUAUUAAAAAUUAGUUAUCAGGAUUCUCUAAUUUUAUGUUAUUAUGGUGAAAUACUUGUAAAAUUAGGCAUAUAUGAUGAAGCUAUAAAAUAUUUUACAAACGCACUUAAGAUCGACCCUGAAAAUGUUCAUAUUUUAAAUAAGAAUCGAUUAUAUUCAAAUGAAUUAAAGAAUUAUAUGACUAAUUAUAAUUUAGAUACAAUUACAUUAUCACUUUUUAUCAAAUGUAAAUUAUCUAUUGAAAAAGAAGAUUAUGAUAAAGCAUUAUUACUUUUUAAUGAGUUAUGGGAAAUGUCUGAAGAAAAUAUCUUUGUUAUAAAAGUAUUUCGACAAUAUAACAAGUUUUGGGUAUACUUAUAUAAUCAUUAUUAUAAACCCAAUUUAUUAAGUACAUAUUUAUUAGCGGAUUCGUUCAAAAAUUUCUUAUUUGAAGAAAAAAGGAUUUGCUUUUUAUCGAACUAUAAACAUUCAAUAAUUUCAGAAGACGGUUUAUCGGGAUACAUAUUGAAUGGCAAGGAUAUAAAGACAUUUACUUUACCUAAAAUUAUUACCGCAAUUUGGGAAAAUUCUCAAUACUAUGUUAUCUGGAGAUUGUGUAUCAACGAAGUAUUCGAAUUUUGUUAUGUGAACUUUGGCAUGGUUACAGGAGAUAAAGCGUAUAUAUGGUCCGAUAAUGAGCAUACUCUAAAAUACGAAGAUUUGAAGAAACUUGUUGGAUUAGGUUGGAUUGAAUAUACGCUUCCAUUUGUAAUAGAAAAUGACACUUCUAUAGAUUAUUUUGAACCAUCAAUUGAAAUUAAUAAUUCUUCUAAUGAUAUUUUAGUAGAUUAUUUCCGAUUUACCAAAUUUAAAAGAGAAACUAUUCGUUUAUCACAUAUGGUCGACUCCUUGCCAAAAUAUGAUUCAGAACUAUCCAUCCCCAAAGUAUUUAAUGAUAAAUACUUUACAUCAGAAGUGGAAAAUUUGAUUGAAUUAAAAGACCUUAUAACUUAA
This is a messenger RNA of Funneliformis geosporum, 3345 nucleotides long. The record is from the annotation of a GenBank genome assembly. NCBI's taxonomy places the organism in Eukaryota, Fungi, Glomeromycota, Glomeromycetes, Glomerales, Glomeraceae.